CCAAGAAACAUCCAACAAACUUCAUACCAAUUUCCAAUAUUUCUUACACUAAGCUAGAUCAGAUAUGAUGUGUAUAUAAAUGCCACAUGAAGUAGUAGUAUCAGACGCACUACUAAUCAUACACUAAGCAACCUCUACUUCCUUGUUUUUACCAUAACCAUCAUGGAAUCCACUUCCCAAACUAAUCAACUCAUCCUUGCCUCUUCAUCCUCUUCACUUCCGCGCAAGAAUUACGAUGUCUUUUUGAGCUUUAGAGGUGAAGACACACGAAAAUCCUUUACAGAUCACCUCUUUGCUGCGUUGUGCCGAGUUGGAGUUCACACUUUCAGAGAUGCAGAAGAGCUCCGUAAAGGAGAGGACAUCUCCACUGACCUCAUCAAAGCUAUUCAAGAAUCAAAGAUCUCCAUUAUUGUGUUCUCCAAAACCUAUGCCUCUUCCCGGUGGUGUCUUGAGGAGCUUGUGAAGAUAGUGGAAUGUAAAGAAAAGGCAAAUCAGGUGGUUCUCCCUGUAUUCUAUGAUGUUGAUCCUUCUCAAGUGCGCAAACAAACCGGUGAGUUUGGUGAAGCCUUGGCUCAACAUCAACAACGAUUUGGGACCAAAAAAGUUAGUCAAUGGAAAACAGCUCUGACCAAGGUUGCAAAUUUUUCUGGUUGGGAUUUACUGAACGAUGCUGAUGGGUAUGAAUCAAAAUUUAUUGACAAAAUUGUAGAAAAUGUUCUACAAGUGGUGAACCAUACAUACUUGAAUGUUGCCAAAUAUCCUGUUGGAAUUCAUUCUCGUAUUAGAAACAUACUUUCUUUCUUGCAAAGUGAAGCAAAUGAUGAUGUUCGUAUGAUUGGGAUUUAUGGUCUGGGUGGGGUAGGAAAAACAACCCUAGCUAAAGCUGUAUUUAACCAAAUUUAUAGAACAUUUGAUGGUAGUUGCUUUCUUGGAGAUGUUGGAAAAGAAUAUGCAAAUGUAGGUUUGAAAAGAUUACAAGAGCAACUUCUUUGUACACUUCUCAAUAGAAAGAGCUUGAAAGUUGAUCAUGUUGAUGAAGGAAUUAGUUUGAUCAAAGAAAGACUUGGAUUAAAAAAGAUUCUCAUUGUUGUUGAUGAUGUAGAUUGUGAGAGUCAAUUAGAUGCAUUAGUCGGGGACCGAAAUUGGUUUGGUUCUGGCAGUGCAAUUAUUGUUACAACUAGAAAUGUCAAUUUACUGAAUGGCCUCGGAAAAGAUUGUGAGAAGUAUAAUGUUGCAAUGUUAAGUCACGAGGAAUCUUUGCAACUCUUUAGUUGGCAUGCUUUUAAGAACCCAAAUCCUUUGAAGCCUUUUAUAGAACUAUCAAACAUGAUAGUAAUUUAUGCUGGUGGACUUCCUUUGGCACUUACUGUUCUAGGCUCACAUUUUCGAGCAAGAUCGUCCGUUCAAGAAUGGAGCAAUGACUUUGUGAAGUUAAGAAGUAUUCCUCAUAAUGAUAUUUUGGAGAUUCUCAAAAUUAGUUAUGAUGCACUUGACGAUGAUACUCAAAGAAUCUUCUUAGAUAUUGCAUGCUUUUUUAUAGGUGGAUUCUAUGAAGAAUACAUUAUUAUGGUGUUGAAUGGUAGUAAUUUCUAUGCUCAAAGUGGAAUUAGAACUUUGAUUGAUAAGUGCUUGUUAGCAGAAGAUCUCUCUAUGCAUGACUUAGUCCGAGAUAUGGGAAGAGAAGUUGUUCGCAAAGAAGCGCCUAUACAGCCUGAAAAAAGAAGCAGAUUGACUUUAGCUGAUGAUGUCUUUGAUGUUCUCAAGGGUGACAAGGGUACCGAAGCAAUUGAAACAAUGAUCAUAUAUUUGCAAAAAAAUGUGAAUUUGAAUACUAAGGUAUUCUCUAAAAUGACCAGAUUAAGAUUACUCAAAAUCUUGUCCAUGAAUGUUAGGGGAUCUUUAAAAUACUUGUCCAAUGAACUCAGAUUGCUUUAUUGGAAAAAUUGCCCUUUGAGAUGCAUAUCGUCUGAUCUUUGCUUGGGAAAACUUGUUAUUUUAGAAAUACAAGGUGACAAUAUUGAGGAAUUCCAACCUAAUUUGCAGCAUUUUACAUGCUUGGAGGUCUUAGUGCUUGCUCUUUGCAAGAAACUUAAAAGAGCCCCCAACUUUGGUGGAGCACAUAGUCUAAAGAAACUCUCCCUGUGGGGUUGUUCAAAGUUGGUUGAAUUGCCACAAUCAAUUGAGGAUUUAAAAAACCUUGUCCAGUUAGAUUUGGGUGCUUGCAAGAAUCUCAGGGCCCUUCCUAGUAGCAUUUGUGAGUUGAAAUCUCUUAAGGGUCUUAAUCUGCAAGGGUGCUCCAAGAUAAAAGAAUUGCCUGCUAACUUGGGAAAAUUGGAGCAAUUAGGUCUGCUUAAUGCAACUGAUACUUUGGUGUCACAUCUACCUUUUUCUUGCGGAUCUUUGAGAUAUCUCAAAACUCUGCUACUACCACCGUUGUUGGAAGGGUAUAGGAGUGUGAAACCUAUUGGGCAUUUGACAUCUUCAUAUGCUAAUUUAUGUUCCUUGGAAACUCUAAGGGCUCCUUACCAAUCUUUGCAGCAUUUAUCCUUAUUGGCAAAUUUACAUCUUCAAACUGGUCAUGGGAAUUUAUCCUUAUUGAAAGAUUUAGAUCUAAGGUAUAGUUGUUUCCAUUCCUUUCCCUUAAACCUUUGUCAUCUUGCCCAGCUACAAGUACUCCGCUUGGACAACUGUCUGAACCUUCAAGUGAUUAAAGAUCUUCCACCUUGCCUGGAGAAUCUCUUUGCAGUAAAUUGUCCCUUGCUAGAAAGCGUACGAGAUCUUCCACCUAGCUUAAAGGAUCUCUUGUUAGAUGAUUGUCCCUUGCUGGAAGACAUACAAGACCUAUCUGGCUUAAUAGGGCUACAUUAUUUGUAUUUUUAUAACUGCAGCAAUUUGAUUGAGCUUCGAGGCCUUGAGAAUCUCGUUGAGUUAAGAGAAAUUGACAAUAGAAAUUGUAGCACUCUGAGCAGUAAAUCUUGGUUUGUGAACUUGUUUAAGGCACUUUUGCAAAACCCAAACUGCCGUGAAUGGCUUAAAAUGAGUGUUUCCAAAGACAUGGUUUCAAAAUACUUGUGCAGCAAUAAUGAAGUAGCUGGGUGUUCAUCAAAUUACAGAUUGCCAUUGUUUUUGAAGAAAAAAGGGAUAUUUAUUGUUGUGGAGAUUUUAUGUUUGUUUCGGCUGAAAUUUUUGGAUUACAAAAUGAUUGGAACAGAGUUGAUAUAUCCAGAUGAUGAUAUGGAGGUUCGAUGCACAGUAUAUAAUCUUUUUACAGAACCCAAUAAAUUCGAAGAAGUAGAGGAGCUUAUAGAGUUGCAUUCAUCGUCUGAGGAAAAAUGGAAAGAUAGAAGCAUUCUUCAAACAUGUAUAGUAUAUGAAGAAGAGGGUGAGGUAUACUUCAUUCCUAUGAACCCAAAUGUGGUGAUAAAAUUCCAUCCUCAAUCUACAGACGAUGAAAUUACAGGCAUGGAAAGAGAGCAGCAGAAUGAAGGGAGUUGCAUUUGGGAUGUUGUAUGCCUGCACCCUUUAUUUCUAUGUCUUGGUUUUUCUGACUGACACACAAUUAGCUCAAUUGAUUAACUAUUUUAUGGCU
This is a messenger RNA of Ipomoea nil (Japanese morning glory), 3589 nucleotides long. RefSeq names its product disease resistance protein TAO1-like. NCBI's taxonomy places the organism in Eukaryota, Viridiplantae, Streptophyta, Magnoliopsida, Solanales, Convolvulaceae. Gene Ontology annotation, molecular function: ADP binding. Gene Ontology annotation, biological process: defense response; signal transduction. The record is from RefSeq and is a predicted model, not a curated record. The transcript is spliced from 5 exons. Bases 163 to 3552 code for a protein of 1129 amino acids.